This is a messenger RNA of Phragmites australis (common reed), 5437 nucleotides long. RefSeq names its product sister chromatid cohesion protein PDS5 homolog A-like. Bases 254 to 4921 code for a protein of 1555 amino acids. The record is from RefSeq and is a predicted model, not a curated record. Gene Ontology annotation, biological process: mitotic sister chromatid cohesion; DNA repair. Lineage: Eukaryota; Viridiplantae; Streptophyta; Magnoliopsida; Poales; Poaceae. The transcript has 32 exons. Gene Ontology annotation, cellular component: nucleus; chromatin.
CACUGGCUGGUGGCUGGGCUGGACUCCAAGGACGGAAAACCAACCCGAUCCCAACCUUGGCAUUCCGCUCACGAGCUCUCCGCCUCUCUCUCUCCUCUUCUCUCUCUUCCACCCCCACGCCAAUUUCGAAACAGCGAGAGCAGCCAAAAGCCGAGCCCUUCCUUCUCAGAUUAGAACCUAGCGAGGGAGCGGGGAAGCAAAAACUGGGAGGUUGGAGCGCGAAUUCGGCGUCGAUCCGGCGCGGUGUCUGCGGAUGGCGGCCGCAGAGCAGCUGAGGGAGCUCGGGGAGAAGCUGCAGGCGGCGCCGCCGGCCCCCGCGGACGAACUCGCCAAGCUCCUCGAGAAAGCUGUGGAAUGCUUUCAUGGAGUAGAGCAGUCACCGGGGUCCUCGGUGAUGGAAGCUAUCCAACCAAGUUUAAAGGCUGUCACCAGAGAAGAACUUAUGAAACAUGAGGAUGAAGAUGUCAAAGUUCUCUUGGCAACCUGCUUCUGUGAAAUUACAAGAAUAACUGCCCCUGAUGCUCCCUACAAUGAUGAUGUUUUAAGGGACAUAUUUUAUCUGAUCGUGGGUACAUUUAGUGGACUCAGUGAUAUUAAUAGCCAAUCCUUUGGCAGGAGAGUUGCUAUUCUCGAAACAGUUGCUAGAUACCGAGCAUGUGUUGUGAUGUUAGAUCUUGAAUGCGAUGAUCUCAUCACGGACAUGUUCCGAACAUUCUUAGAAGUUGUCAGUGAAAGUCAUGAACAAAACAUUGUAAAGUCAAUGCAGACAAUAAUGACCCUUAUUAUAGAUGAGAGUGAAGAUAUACAGGAGAGCCUUCUACGUGUACUGUUAUCAGCUUUAGGGUGGAGGAAAACUGGGGCUGCAAUGUCUGUGCGUAAGCUUGCUUGCAACGUCAUUGAGCAUUCUGCUGGAAAACUUGAACCGUACAUAAAGAAGUUUCUCGUAUCAUCCUUGGCUGGGGAUAGCAGUUCUUCAAAUGAUCAAAUUGAUCAUCACAGAAUCAUAUUUGAUGUGUAUCAGUGCGCUCCGAAGGUUCUUAAGGUGGUUGUGCCUUAUGUAACUGGGGAACUACUGGCGGAUCAAGUAGAUAUUCGUUCUAAAGCAGUUGAAUUACUCGGAGAAAUUUUUUCUUUGCCUGGAGCCCCAAUCUUGGAAUCUUUCAAGUCUCUUUUUGCGGAGUUCCUGAAGAGACUGACUGAUAGAGUAGUUGAAAUACGUGUUUCUGUGAUUGAGCAUUUGAAGAGAUGUCUUAUGUCAAACCCUUCCCGACCUGAAGCUCCAGAAAUUAUCAAGGCACUUUGCGACAGAUUGUUGGAUUAUGAAGAAAAUGUGCGAAAGGGAGUGGUGGCUGCACUUUGUGAUGUAGCUUGCCAUUCACCUGAUGUUAUUCCAAUUGACACAAUUAAAGUAGUAGCAGAGCGUGUCCGUGAUAAAUCGCUGACUGUGAAGUGCUUUACCAUGGAGAGAUUGGCAGAUAUUUAUAAGCUGUACUGCCAGAGGGGUUCUGAUAGCUCAACAAAUUCUGAUGAUUUUGAGUGGAUAACUGGAAAAAUAUUAAGAUGCCUUUAUGACAAAGAUUUUAGACCGGAGUCAAUCGAAUCAAUUUUAUGUGAUUCAUUGUUCCCACCAGAGUUUCCAACUAAGGGAAGAGUAAAACAUUGGGUAACAGCCGUUACACACUUUGAUAAAGUUGAGAUGAAAGCUCUUGAACAGAUUCUUCUGCAAAAGCAAAGACUGCAACAAGAAAUGCUGAAAUACAUGUCCCUUCGGCAACUAAGCCAGGAAGAUGCCCCUGAUCUACAAAAAAGAAUUCUGGGUUGUUUCCGGAGCAUGUCGCGCUUAUUCAGUGACCCUGCAAAGUGCGAGGAGAACUUGAACAUGCUUCAUCAGCUAAAAGAUGACCAUGUCUGGAAAAUAUUCACUAGCUUGCUUGAUUGUUCAACUACAUUUGAGAAAGCUUGGUCUCUUCGGGCUGAUUUGCUUAAGAUACUUGGUGAAAAUCAUUCACUUUAUGAUUUUGUUGGCGCAUUAGCAAUGAGAUGUUCAUAUUUACUUGUAAACAAGGAGUAUGCCAAAGAGAUUCUCUUGGAAGCUUCUGAACAAAAGACUUCAGGGAAUACAAAACUGAUCUCAUCAUGCAUGAAUCUCCUAACGGCAAUAUCUAGUUUCUUUCCUUCGCUUUUAUCUGGACUUGAAGAAGACAUUGUUGAACUCCUGAAGGAGGAUAAUGAACUUCUUAAAGAGGGUAUCGCUCAUGUUUUAUCGAAGGCUGGUGGAAAUAUUCGAGAGCAGCUAGCCUCAUCAAGCUCCCUUGAUCUUCUAUUAGAGCGGUUAUGCUUAGAGGGCACGCGGAGACAGGCUAAAUACUCUGUUCAUGCACUUGCUGCCAUUACAAAAGAUGAUGGUCUUAUGUCACUCUCUGUUCUGUACAAGAGGCUUGUGGAUUUGUUGGAAGAGAAAAAAGUGCAUUUACCAUCUAUCUUGCAAUCUUUGGGGUGUAUAGCUCAGAUAGCGAUGCCAAUUUUUGAAACACGGGAAGAAGAGAUUAUAAGUUUCAUAACUAAAAAAAUUCUUGAGUGCAAUGAUAUGGUUGAAGAUUCUUCUCACAAAUCUGAAUGGGGUGAUAGUACACAGAAUUGUUUGUUAAAGAUUUAUGGCAUUAAAACUUUGGUGAAGAGCUAUCUGCCUUGCAAAGAUGCUCAUGCACACCCAGGAAUAGAAAAAUUAAUUGGUAUUCUGAAGAAUAUUCUUACCUAUGGUGAUAUUUCUCCAAAUAUGAUUUCAAGUGCUGUUGAUAAGGCCCAUUUGAGGCUUGCAGCAGCGAAAGCUGUUCUCCGCUUAUCAAGACAAUGGGACCAAAAAGUGCCUGUUGAUGUGUUCUAUUUGACUAUGAGGAUUUCACAGGAUGAUUUUCCUGAGGUAAGGAAACUAUUCCUUUGUAAAGUACAUCAAUAUAUCAAGGAGAGGGCCUUGGAUGCAAAAUAUGCUUGUGCCUUCUUGUUAGGCAUUGACGAUUAUUGUGCCCCGCAGUAUGAAGAGUUCAAGCACAACCUGAUUGAGGUGGCUCAGAUAUGCCAACAAGUUAAAAUGCGUCAACCUUCAGUCCAAGCAGACAUGAAUUUGCUGACUCUUUACCCAGAAUAUAUACUUUCCUAUUUGGUUCAUGCCCUUGCUCAUGAUCCUUCAUCCCCAGACAUUGAGGAACAUGAGAAUGUCAAAGCAUUUGGUCCAAUUUACUGGCGAUUGCAUCUGAUUCUUUCAACUCUUCUGGGAGAAGAAGGUUUGCAACAUAGUGGUCCAGACAUGAAAAAGGAGAGCUUCACAACAAUAUUAUCUAUAUUCAAAAGUAUCAAAUGUGCACAAGAUGUGGUAGAUAUAAAGAAGACCAAGACUCUGCAUGCUCUAUGUGAUCUUGGUACUCUUAUUGCAAAGAGGUUAUGCCAAGACCAACUAAAUCUAUCAGAAACUCAAACAGUUCCAUUGCCUGCUCAAUUUUAUGCGCCAUCUCAGGAUAACCAAAAUGAUAGUUCUGUGGAGAUUGAUGAGCAGAUGUGGUUGGGAUGUGAGAAAGUACUUGCCCAUUUUGAGACUCUAAUGACAGCAAACAAUGAUGAGGUUGAAUCUCCCAAACAUAAGAUGCUUAUAGAUGAGACUGAUGAAUUCGGUAAUGAAAUUACCCUUGGGAAAAUUGUUAAACUUCUUAAAUCUCAAGGAGAAAAGAAGACGGGGAGAGAGCAGAAGACAGCAUCUGGUUCCAUAAAUGCAGGGAACGAUGAUGAUGUCCUGGGAUUGUUAAGAGAAAUUAACUUAGACAACCAAGAAAAUUUGGGGGAAAUGGAAAAGAGCAAACCUAAGAAGUGUCGGGUGGAUAUAAAAGAGAGCAACGGGAAGCCAGUAGAUUUUUCUACUCCAAAACGCAAAAGAUCAAUUUCUAAGAAUAGACCACAUUCAUCAAAAGGCAGUAAAAACAGUGAUGAGCUUCUUCUGCAUACUCCAAACACAGACGGGACCAUUAACUCUUUGGAAAGUAAGUUAAAGGAGGAGAAAGGCAAAAAGGAAUCAACUGAUACAGAGAUGUUAGUAUCGCCGACUAGUAGUAAAACCCCUGUAUCCAAAGGAAAUAAGGGUGCCAAAAAAUCUUAUACUGACAUCUUGAAUAGUGGCCCAAUGAAGUCUGCUAACACAGACAGCAGUAAGAGAACGACUGAAUUGGGAAGACUAAAUGGGUCAGUCAAAAGGCAGAAGCCAAAAUUGAUUUCUGAUUUAGCAAAGUGCUCAACGCAUGACUCAAGUAGCGCAGACUUGGUGGGACACCGAAUAAAAGUUUGGUGGCCUUUGGAUAAGAAAUUUUAUGAAGGUGUUGUGCAAUCAUAUGAUUCAUCAAAGAAGAAACAUACGGUGCUAUACGAUGAUGGAGAUGUUGAAGUGCUUAACUUGGCUAAAGAAAAGUGGAUAAUGAUUGAAAGUAAUGAUUCAUCAGUGAAGAAGCAAAAGAAGGAUCAUCCAGGGACAAACAAAGGACGAAAACAGGAGAGAGCUAGCAGCAGCAAGCAAACUCUGCCUAACCAAAAUAAGUCAAAGAAGAGGCCCUUGCCUCCAAAGAGGAAAGGGUUGCCAAAGAACAAACGUAGAAAGACUGCAGAAGGUAAAAAGUCUGUCGAAGAGAGCAGUGGAGCUGGUGUUAAUGAUUCAGAUUCAUCCAGUUCUCUUGCUCAUUCAGAUGUUGACAAAGAAGUAAACUCUGAUGGCCACAUGGAGGAAGAAGCAGCAGUUAGCUCUCCUGAGAAAGACAAGGCAAAAGAUUCCAAAGAUGUAGAGAUGAAAGAGGAAAAACCGGAAGGUCAUAAUUUGAACGGCAAGGAGGAAUCUGAUAAUGAAACUCUUAGCUUGUGGAAGAAACGCACAACAAAAGCAACGUAGUCUUGCCUUCUCAGUUGACCUUUCUUAGUAGGAUGCAGAUUUCACAGGCAGUCGUUGGGGAAUGUGGAUAUAUCAUUGAUUGACCCUUGCAGUUGACAGUUGUAAUGUAGAAAUUGUUCUUUUCGAUAGCAACAGGUUAGUACAGAAGAGCACUGGAAUAGGAUUUGCUUGUAAUAUUAUUAGAUGCCGGCACUUGUUGCCCGUUAGCUAUGGCAUGGCGUCCCCGGAAUCUCUGUCGUGUAUAUCCUUGAGAGGGUCAGAUGUUGUGUUUAUCUGUAAGUUCUUUUGCAGGAGAUGGUGCUUGUGUUGAACUCAUGUAGGAAUGUUGUAGGCAAUAAACCAGUGACUUGUGUUGUAAAACUAGCAAUGGGCAUCCAAUUUUGGCCCCUUCUCUAAAGAACCAUAUUUUGGUUGUAGAAUGUGACGCUGGAGAUGUAUUCGGAGUAAUAAGGAGCGAGUUAGUGUAGUGUUGUUUUGUUACGCUAACAUAUUUAUUCCAUAUAUUAUGAUUAGUGA